Molecule: messenger RNA, 15568 nt
Organism: Elgaria multicarinata webbii
Lineage: Eukaryota; Metazoa; Chordata; Lepidosauria; Squamata; Anguidae
Product: golgin subfamily B member 1-like
Exons: 29
Coding region: 218-14773 (4851 amino acids)
Biological process (GO): phosphorelay signal transduction system
Cellular component (GO): Golgi apparatus
Source: RefSeq, a predicted model, not a curated record
CGAAACUCCUGGUCCGGACAUCACAUCGGUGAUAUCGGGAUGACGAUCCCGGCCAGCUUCUGGGCUGCCUGGAGCGGGCCGAGGAGGAGUUGGCGACGCGGCCUGUAAAGACCGGGUCUCCACACCGAGUCGCCGCCACCGCCGCCCCUUGCCUCUCCCUGAGGGGGUUGAGCGUGCUCCGGGCUCCUUCCCUUCAACCGCCAGCCAUCUUAAAACUAUGUGGAAAUGGGGGAGUGGAGAUGAUUCAGCCACUAAAUCUGGAGUUCAUGGUACUUCUCAAGCAGCAACUAUGUCAGUGGCCGAUUUAACUGAACAGCUGGCCCAAACGGAACAACUGGUAACACAGCUCAAGGAACUUGUCAAAGAAAAAGAUAAUGAAUUACACAAUAAAGAGCAACAAUUAAAGGAUGAAAAAGAAGCUUCUGAUGCCAGGAUUUCCAAAUUAAAGCUGCAAAACAAAGCCAAAGUAACAUCAUUAACUUCACAAUUAGAGGAACUUAAGAAGCAAGUAUCAGGAACCAGAACACAAGAAGGAAAACCUGAGCAAAAGAAAGGUUGUAGAGAUAGUGAUCAGGAUAAUGCUGCUGCAAGUCGUGGAAAAAUAUUGGUACUUAAAAAGAAAGUUGAAGAGCUAGAAAUACAGAAUACUCAAAGAAAUGAAGAGCUACAGAAAAAGAUUGCUGAAUUAGAUGCUGCACAUCAGCGGGGGGCUGAAAUGGAUUCCAUGCUUGCGGAGAAGCAAAAAAAACUGGCUGAGAAAGAAGCCUACAUAAUUGAUUUACAGCUAGCCUGUGGAUCGACUAACGAUACCAAAGAAGUACUAAUACUUAACAGUGAGUUAAAGAAUCAGCUUUCCACAAAAGAGGCUUCAUUGCAGAGUAUGCAGGUCCUAGUACAGAACCUUACCAAGAAAGUUGGAGACAGUGAAGAAAAAUGUAGCCUCCUCGAAGAACAAAUUGAAAAUCUUAAAAGCAUUCAGAGUAAAGAGAAGGAGCAUUUCCAGGAAAGAGAAGCCAUGUACACACAAAAUAUCCGUAUGUUUCAAAAUAUUAUCCAGGAAAAGGAAAAGGAACUUAUGGAACAGGCCCAGAAACAUGAGCAAGAACUCUUUAAAGUGGCUGCAAAGUCUGAUGCUAGUGCUGACCUAGAACAGUUACUGAAAGCCUUGAAACAGAAGUUACAUGAAAAGGAGGAAGUGAUGCUAGGAAGAACGCAGGUGAUAGUCAUGUUGCAACAAGAACUGGAUGGCAAGGACCAACAGCUAAAAGAAGUUAAUGAACAUCUGAACCGCAUUCAGUCAGAGAAAGAUAACCUCCAGUCCAAACUGAAUGCUGAAAAGCAUGUAAUGCGAGCCCAGCUGAGAGACAUGAUGGAGAAACAUGAGAAUGAAAUGAAAAAAGUUAGAGAGCAGCAUAAUGCUAACAUGCAGGAGAUCCAAGAGAAACAUGAAACGGAGUUGCAGGAAAAAGACCAAACCCUGCUCCAGCUUCAGAAACAAUUGGACAAAUUAAGUUUCAGUGGACAAAGUAAUUUGGACCAAGCUGUUGAUAUAGAUGCUGUAAUUAAACAAAAAUUGGAACAGCUCGAAGCUCAAGCAAAACUGAAAACAGAAGAGGCCAGCAAAUCUGAAGCGAGGUUCCUUAAGAUGAAAGCUUGGUCCAAAUCCAAAAUCAGACAGCUUGAAGAUGAGCUAAAAAAUCUUACAUCAAUAAAUAACAAUGCAACUGCCUUACAUGACCGGAUUUCAGAAUUAGAACAAGAGAAGGAAGAUCUGCAGUCAAAACUGCAAGCAUUUUCUGAAUUUAAAACUCAAAAUGAAGAAUUACUGGCUAAGCUGGAAGUUUAUGAAGAACAGCAGCGGAAACUGCAAGCAGACCUUGAACAAGUUACAAAGAGGGCCGCUUCACAGGCUAGUGAAUCGGGUAGCAUGGAUGAACUGCAGAGUCGACUUUUGGAAUGGCAAGAAAUUGUAACUGAAUCUGAAGAGGCAAACAAUCAAAUAAGAGAGGAAAAAUCUGCUAUGGCACUAAGAAUGGCACAGAUUGAAGAAGAGAGAGAAGCCAUAGUCCCAGGGCAGCAGGACCUGGAGGAGGAACUGGCCACAGGUCACGGGAUUGGCAGGAUGCAGGCGGAGAGAAGGAAGACUGCCCAGUCCAGUAGGAAACUACAGGGAGAGUAUGGCUUCGAUGGAAAACAGUGCUAUGAAGACCUGAAUAUCACUUUGGAUAGCACUGAUUCAGCUGAAGGAGAGAACAUGGGAGGUUGGUGGCCAGAGUACACUUCCCCUAGUACAGGGUUACGUACUGUGGUGGAAGAAUUAGAAUUGGAAAGAAAUCAAUUGCAAGAACAAAUUCUCUUCUUGGAGGAACGUUGCCGGGACCUAGAAGAUAGAUUGCAGCUCCAAAGCAGAAUGGAAGCUCUACAGAAUGAAACUGACCGUUUGCAGUCCCAGCUUACACAGUUACGCAGCCAGCAAGCACGUGAUACAGAAAAACACCAAAUUCUUGUUUCCAGUUUGAAUGAACAACUUAAAGGAUUGAAUGAAAGAAAUGGUUUGCUUGAAACUUUGCUUGGGGAGAAGGAGCAGAAGCUUUUAAGUACAUCAGAAAAGCUAGAACAAAUAGAAGACAUGAGAAAUUCACUUCAAGGGAGAGACCUUCUAAACAAGGAACUAGGUGAAAAGCUUUUGCAGACUGAACAAAAGUUGGAAGAUGCCUUGAAGAAGUGCAGUUCGUAUGGUGUAGAGUGUGCAGAUCAGAAAGCUGUUAUCAGUGAUCUAACUGAGAAAGUGGCUGCUUUUAAAGAAAAGACCGUGAAGCAGGAGGAUGUCAUAGGAUUAAUGCGACUGGACCUUGAUCAGACGAAUGAAGAACUAGACAGAUUGAACACAAGCCAUCUAGAAGAGAGAUCUCAACUCAUUCAAGACCUGCAGAGACGGGAAAGAGAAAUUGACAACCUCAAAGAAGUUUUAGCUGAGAAAGAUAAAGAACUUUCAGCUCUUUCUUCCAGUAUGACUGAGUAUUCUGAACAGAUUAAUAUUCUUAAAUGCCAGAUCAAGUGCAAAGAGAAUGAAAUACGAGAAAUAGAAGAAGCACUGUCCAAGUCUGAAAGGGAAGUCCAGUUGCUGAAAGAUGUACAAACAGCAGAUGGGAAAGAUGCAAGCACAAAACUUUCAAGACUUUCUGAGCAGUUAAGUACAAUAGAAUCAGAGCUGUCAAAGGUGAAAAUUGAAAAUGAAGCUAAAACCAAAGAAAAUGAGGAAUUGGUUAGGCAAAUCAAAGAAACCAGCAAAAGAAUGAAAGAACUUCAUUCUGAAAUCAAGACCCGUGAUGUUACACACAGCAACAAACUCACGGAGUGCGAAUCACAAAUUAAAUUGCUUAAGGAACAAAUAAGUAAAUCAGCUGAAAAGUUGCAAGAAACAGAGAUAAAAUGUAGGGAGGAAACAGAGCAUCUCAAAUCCCAGCUUGAUGAACAUAUCUCUUCAAAGGAGAAGCUGAACAUUUUGCUGAAAGAGAGAGAGAACAAAGAGCAAACUUUUGUGAAUGAACUGAAGUCAGUGAAAGACUUACACAAUCAACUAACUUUAGAAAAUGCUAAAAAAGAUGAAGAGUUGUCUAAUUUAUCUAGACAGCUUGCUGAACAUACUGAGCAUCUAGAAAUCGCUAAAAAGUCUUUACAAGAAAAAUCCGAAAUCAUAAUUUCAUUAAAAGACAAGCUUCAAGUUGUUGAGCAGCAAAGUGAGAAGGAGAAGCUCAAGAUAGUUGGAGAACUGGAUAACAAGGAAAUGCAGUGGAAAGAAGUUAAUAAUGCACUACAUGAAAAAUGUGAAAUAAUUAAUAAGAUGGAAAGAGAAAGACAAAAUAACACCCUGGCUAAUAAGCAGCUGCAGGUAGCUCUUGAGCAAAAAGAAAAGGACUUUGCAGGCCAGCUUAAAGUUAAUGAAGGUCUUAGAAAUGAGGUACAUACUAUGGAGAAAGAGAAGCAACAGCUAAUCAGUGAGAAUGAGAGUUUGUCCAAAUUACUGGAUGUGAAAGAGUGUGAACAGAUGAAACGUGUUCAACUUAUUGCAGAGAUGGAAAGUAAGAUGUCUGCUAGUGCCAUGGAACACCAAAAAAUGCUUUCAGAAGUCAGCCAUGAUAAAGAAACUUUAAGAAGCAAGGUUGAAGAACUCUCAGGCCUUGUAAAGCAAAAAGACAUUUCAGUCGCAGAGCAGUUGCUAGAGAAAGAAAAGGAAUGUGGUGUGUUAGCUGAUCAGCUCUCCCAAACCAGAGAAAUGACAAAACAGUUACAUGAAGAAAUACAGUCAUUUAGCACUCAACUGAAGGAAGCUAAGGACAGAGAGCUAGAAAAAGAUGUAAUGCUAAGCCAGAAAGAGUCAGGGUAUAAUAAAAUGGUCCAACAGCUUAGGCAAGAGGAAGAAAAAAUAUUGUUACUACAGAAACAAAUUCAAGAUAUAGAAAUGGAGCUUAAAUUAAAAAGCAAGUCUCUUGAAGAAAAAACCAUGCAUACUGAUACUUUGCUUAAGCAAAUAGAAGACAAGCAGGUUAAUAUCAUAGCAUUAGAGAGGCAGGUAGAAAGGCUUCAAGGUGAUGGCAUACAGUUAUCUCAUCAGGUUGAAGAAAAAGACUCUGCUCUAUUAUCUCAAGGGCUAGAGCUUGAGGAUCUCCACAGGCAGAUUGCCAAGAAAAGAGAAGAGUACAUAGCCUUAAAUGAUCAGCUAGCACAAUUAGUCAAAGAAAAUGAUGUUUUGAAAUGUGAAAAAGAGAGUGCUUUGUCUAUUUGCAAUACUAAGUCAAGUGAAUGUGAUGAUUUUCAGCAUCAGUUAACACAAUAUCAGCAUGAAAUUGUGUCCAUGAAACAUGAAGCUCACAUGUUGAAAUUAGAAAAUGAAAAAUUGAAGACAGAGAUUGAAACAAUCAAUGCUACAUUAAUGAAAAAGUGUGAAGGAAUCACUUCUUUAAAUUCACAAUUGCCUCAGCAAGAUCAUAGUAGUUUAGCCUUUAUAGACCAAAUUGAUAUCUUAGUCAGUGAAAUAAAAACCUUAAAGAAGAGUUUUCAAGAUAAAGACACUGUACUUUCCCAGAGGGAAGCUUUGAUUCAGCAAAUGAAAGAAAGCAAAGAUGCAGGUGAAAAACAGCAUUUGCAGAUGAUUUCAGAUUUGCAGUGCCAGGUGCAGGCUCUAGGUUGUGAAUCUGGUAAACUUAAGCAGGAAGUGCAAGAAAAAGAAAAUGAAUUGAAGAAGCAAGCUCAAGACUUAAAAUUGCUUAAAGAUAAAUCUGACGAGUCUGAUUUGCUUAGAGUUCAACUGUCUGAGAAUAUGGAAAUAAUUUCUGACCUUCAGUGUCAGCUUAAAAACACGAUAGAAAAGACUGAAGAAUUAAGUAAGUCAAUUACACAGAAAGACAAUUUUUUAAAAGAAAAGCAGGAGGAGCAGCAGAAGCAUGUUGAAUUGUUGACCUCUGAAGCAGAACAGUUAAAAGCAAUUGUUUUUGAAAAGGAGUUGGUGGUGAAUAAUACUUCAUUGCUUAACAGUAAAUUGAAGGCUGAACGUCAAGAGAAAGAAAGCGAAUGUGAGACAUUGAGGAAGCAGGCUAUAGAUGUAGAAGAAUCAAACUUGAAUCUAAAAAAGGAAAUAAGUGAUCAGAAGAAAUUAAUAAACGAUAUUAGUCAGGCACUGACAGAAAAAGAGGCUUCUCUUUUGAAUAAUGCCAGUCUCAUGAAAAAACUGAGAGAGGAAUUAAAAAUAAAUGAAGAAAAAUUACAGUUAGUUUCUCAGCUUCAUGGUCAAAUUAAUGAACUGACCCAAGAAAUCCAAAGGUUAAAAGAACUAGCACAGGAAAAAGAGAAUGCUUUCUUGUCUUUGCAGGACAAAUUUGCUGCUCAGUAUGAACAAAGAAAUGAACUCAGUGCUACUCUAAAUCAAAAGGAAGAGUUUAUUACGGGAUUACUUAAUUCUUUAGAUCAGAAAGAUGUCAGUGUGCAGCUAGCAGAAAGCAAUGUUCGGGCGCUUACUAAUGAGAUUGAACUGCUUAGAGAAGAACUAGAAAAAGGUGCUGCUACCCUAAAAAAACUUUUACAAGAGAAGGAUGAAAUCAUUGCCAGUAGCCAGAAGAAAAUGGACACUUUGACAGUUGAACUGGAGUCUGCAAAAUCAGAGUACCAGAAAACAUUGGAGCAAGUUGAUCUGUGGAAGCAAAAUUUUCAACAGAGAGAGAUUGCUCUACAGGCUGAACAGGAGAAAUGCACUGAGCAGGCUAAACAUAUUGAAAACUUAAAUUCUGAGCUUAGCUUUGUGAAUUCUAAAUCCUGUCAAGAAUGCCACAACCACAUACUUUCUAUAGAAAAAUUGCAACACCAGGUGGAUUCUUUAAUUAAGGACAAAAGUCUUUUACAGGAGAAUUUUGAUAAACUGAGUGUAGAAAACAAAGAGCUGGUUAAGUAUCAGAACAAAUUACAGCAGAAAUCAAAAGAACUACAAGAACUUCAUGAAAAAUUAGAAAGCAGUGAGAAUGAAUCGCAAAAGCACCUACAUGCCGUCACUUUGCAGCUGGAGAAUGAGAGAGAGCAGUUGCAGAUGCAGGUUAGUGUGAAGGGCAAAGAAGUUGGUGAAUUAAAGUUUAAGGUUGAAAAACUAGAACAAAGUCUCCUUGAUUCAGAAAACAGAUGGGUGUCAGAAUGUAAUAGGGCAACUCAGCAAAAUGAAAUUAAUCUUGAGCAACUGAGAUAUUUAGAAAGGGAAAUUAAAUCAAAAGAUGUUCAGAUUCAAUCUUUGCAUCAAGAACAGGACAGUAUUAAAAAAGAGCUAUCUAGACUACUGUGCACAUUAUCAAGUAGCAGGUAUUUCAUCAAAGAAAGUGAUAUUGAUGCUGGUCAGCAAGUAACUAAAAGUGAAUUGGAAAAAUUAUCUACUCUAAUAGAUAGCAUUCUCAGCAAAGAAACAGAAGCAAUGACAAUGCAGCAGGCCCUUUCAGAGAGAAAGAAAGAAAUACAUAACUUGAAUAAUCAACUGGAAAGUAUGUGUUUGCUGCAGGAAGAAAAAGAGCUGAUACAGAAUGACUUUGAGAAAGUUAAAAAUACUAACCGAUCUGAGAUUGAAUACCUGUCAAAUGAAUUGAGUAGUGCUAAGGAGGCAUUAUGUAAGCAGCUGUCUGUUUGUAAAGAAACAGACAUUGCAUUAACAGACAUGAAGAAACAGGUUACUUUUCUCCAGGAAAAGAUAGAUACAUUAGGAAAAGAACUUGAAAUCAGUUGCAAGACAUUGAAAACCAAAUGUCAAAAAGAAGCCAAACUUUUAGAAGAGCUAGAGCAGAAAAACCAGAUGAUAGAAAACCUGAUUUCCCAAACUAACCAACAAAAGGAUUUAAUUUCUACUCUAAGCCAGCAAUUAAAGGAAAAGGACUGCUCAGUUACUCAAGUAAUGGAAUCUAUGUCUAAUGAAAUGGUGAAGUUUUCUGAAGAAAAAAAUGUUCUUACCAUCAAAUUGCAGCAACUAGAAGCCAUUCGGAAUAGUAUGACAGAAGAGACAAUUGAAUUAUCACAGCAGGUGGAAGAAUGUAAGAAAGAACUUGCAGUCAGUCAAAUGGUGUUGACUGACAAAGAAGUUAUAAUUAAAGACUUACUGAAUGAGAAGGCACAGAUAACUAUUACUUUGGAAAAGCUAAGUCAGGAUAAAGAGAAUCUGAAGAAGAAGCUUCAGGCAGCUUUGAUAAUAAGGAAAGAUUUAAUGCAAAAGAUUGGGAAACUUGAAAAGGAUGGUCAGGAAUAUACAGAAAAAGAGUGUAAAAAAACAGAAGAUUUACUGGAGCAAGUCAAUGAAUUAACAAAGCAGGUUAAAAUUUCUGAAGCUCACAACAAAAAUCUUGAAUCCCAACUUGAAGGACUGAAAGAUCAAAUGUUAGAAAAAAAUGCCAAGAUAAAUAACAUGAGUGAAAUAUUAUCCACUAAAGAAACAUGCUUGGCACAGCUGCAGAAGGAUGUUACAGAAUACAAAGAUACUAUUGCUGAACAAAAAAGCAUGUCUGAAAAGAGUUUAACAUGCCUACAGGAGAAAGAUUCUCUGCUUGCCCAAAUGCAGUCUGUGCUUACUGAGAAGGAGAGAACAUAUGGAGAGGAAUGUUCUCAACUUUUCUUAACUAUAGAAAAUCUCAAAGCUGAAGUUGCAAAGAGAGAAAAAACAUUAACAGAAAUGAAUAUGUCAGAAGCUACGUUAAGUCCUGAAGGCUCUUGUAGUGACGAUACACAUCUGCAGAGUGCAAUUAAUCAGUUGCAGAAAGAGAAGGAAAUCCUGCAAAAGAAACUUCAGGCAUUGCUUGUAGCCCGUAAAGAAAGCACUAGAAAAACUCAGAAACAAAUGGAGGAACAUGCUACACUAUUAGCCAAUUUUGAUGAAUUAACAAAAGACUUUGAGCUCAUAAAAAGGGAACAUAAAGCACUCCAGGCACUUCAUCAAAAAAAGUGUGAAGAAUUUGACUCUAAUUUGUUACUACUGAGUUCUUUGCAGAAAAAGAUGGAUUCUUCUGCAGAUCUCCAUCACCAUGAAAACCCUAAGCUAAAAACACUGGAGUCAGAGGAGUUAAAGAUGAAGGAUCAUGUUAUGGUAGAAGAAUCGGAAAAGAUGACAAGCACGCUGAUUGCCAAAGAGGCUGAGAUAGUGAAAUUCCAUAAUGACUAUGCUAGACUUACAGAAGAAAAAGAACAUUUUAAGAAAGAGUUAAAAGAGAAGUCACUCGAACUUGAUAGAAAGGAACAAAAGAUAGCAAAUCUGAUGAUCUCUAUUGAACAACUGGAACAGCAGUAUAAGCAAGACAAAGACAAUAUGCUGAUUGAGAGAGGUCAGCUUCAGCAACAAGUGGAAACAUAUGAAAAUGAAUUGAUACAUGCUAAAGCUAUGAUUGAAAGUGUGAAUAAUGAAAAGAAUAUUCUCCAUAAAAAAAAUGAAAAAGAUAAUUUCUUCAGUCUGGAAGAAAUUGAAAACUUGAAGCGUGAUGUUCAAGAAGCCAACACACAAAUUUCAGAGAAAGAUAAAGAGAUCAAAUAUUUACAUCAUUCUCUUAAGGAUCUCAAAGGCAAAUUUGACCAUGGGAAGGAAAUAAUGAAAGAAGUCUCACAGUUACAAGAAAAUUUGCAGGAAAGCCAGGAAGAAGCCAAGCAUUUUAAAACAGUGUUUGAAAAAAUGAGGCAGGAGAGGGAGGAGUUUAUAAGCACUCUAGAGAAAUCAAAUAUAGAAUUAAUUAAUAUGAAAGAGGAGUUAAGACAUGCCAGCGAAGAAAACAAGGAGCUAUUGAUGGAGUUAAACAUGUUACGGGAGAAGGUUUUACCAGUUUCUAAUAUAGGCAGAGAUGUGGUGGCAUGUGUAAAAGAUAAAAGAGAGAACCCAGAGAUCGUGUGUCUGCAUUCAGUGCUGCAGAACAGAAUUCAAGACACAGACAACUCUGUUCCAUUGCUAGAUGUCGCUCAUACAGGAAGAGGGAUGUUAACAGGAAGAACAGUUGAUCAAGAUCAGCCACCAGCAGAAAUGACUCGGGAACAGAUGGAGAAAAAUAUAAAUGGAGGGAGCUAUCAACCCCCAAAACAGAAGUAUGAUCCUGAAGAAAAGAAUAGGGAACGUCUCCAAAGAAAGCUCCAAGCUGCUUUAAUAUCACGUAAAGAGGCUCUGAAAGAAAACAAAAUUCUAAAAGAUCAAAUGGAGUCACUAAUGUUGGAAAACAAAGAACUGGUUGAUAAGGCUCACACAUUUGGACUUCUGGUGUCUGAGUUGAGCAGCGAAAAACAAGAUUUGAAUACAACAUUGCAUAAGGAGCAGACUCUUGCAAAGGAAAAUGCUAGAUUGUUAACUGAAAAUGAAAACCUAACUGCUGCAUGUGAAAGUCUGAAGUCUACUAUGGAGACUAUCGCCCAAGAGAAGGAAGCCUUUUCUUUUCAGUUGAACUCAUUAAAAGAUUCUCAGACAGUUGAAUUAACAGAUUGGAAAGCUAAACACAGUGAACUAAAGCAGGAAUAUGAGUCACUGCUCCAGGCCUAUGAGAAUAUUAGUAGUAAAAUAGCAGAAAUGAGGAAAAUCAUUGAUGUCACUAGAAAAGAAAAGCAGGAAGCUCUUCAUAGAGUAAAUGAGAGGGAAUCUGAUAAACAGGAACUUGAGAAGCUGCUUCAAAAAGCAAUUUAUGAAAACACAGCAGUGCAGGAUCAGCUGAAGCAGUUAGUUGAAUCUAAAGAGAAUGAAAUCAAUAAACUGCAGAUUGAAGCAGAAAAGCAGGUAACUGAGCACAAACUGUGCUUGGAAGAAUAUCAAAAAGAUGUUGAUGAAUCUAUUCUUCAGAACAAGCAGCUAACAGAGGAAAAUAAGCAAUUAAAAGAAACUUCUGAGACUUUAAAACAAACCCUAGAGAAAACUCAGAAAGAAAAAGAUGCCCUUUCUAAGGAUUUUAGCUUAACAAAAUCUACUCUGAGGGAACUGCAAACACAGUUGGAAUUGGACAUGUUUGAUGUGCAGUCCAAGAUCAGUGGUUCUCUCAAUGAGAAAGAUUCAUUAUUAAAACACAUCCAUUUGUUAAAUGAAGGGAUCUCAGAAAAAGAGAAAAGUGUACUGAUUUUAAAGCAAGAGAACAAAACUAUGUCAGAAAGGUUAAAAGAUGCUGAAGAAUCAAUGUAUCAGAAACAAAGCACUUUAUCACAGUUAGAAAAUUAUUGUAAAAGUCUUAAUCAGGAAAUAGUAAGCCUGGGUGAAAGAAUUAAAAUACUAGAAGAUGACAAAUGUCUGUUACAGGAAGAAUUAGAAAAUGUUCAAGAAAUAUCAUAUAAAGUGAAAAAUGAGAGAGAAUGUUUGGAGACUGAGCUUCUCAACCACAUUAAAAAAUUGGACCAAACGACAGACAGAUUGAAAGCAAAGCAGGUACAAGUCAGCUCACUCACACAGCAGUUGGAAGAUUUAAAAGCAGAGAAAUGUAACACCAUUAGAGAAAAAGAAGAACAGCAGCUGCAUCUUGUCAGAGUAUUUGAAGAAAAAGUGAAAUCUGCUCAGAGAGACAAUAAUGGGACAAAGAACAGAACAAAAGAGCUGCAAGAACUUUUAAAGGAAAAACAACAGGAGAUCAAUCAAUUGCAAAAGAAUUCUAUUCAAUAUCAGGAGAUGAUCUUGGACUUGGAAAAAUCUGUGAAGUUGUCACAAUCCAAAAGUGAAAAAUUAGAGAAAGAUUUAAACAAUGCUGAAAGAAAGCUUAUCAAAUCAAAGGAGGAGAUGCAGAAGCUAAAUGAAGAGUUGUCUUCACAGAAAACUUUGUUGGAUGAGUGUAAGGCUGAAACAGCUCAGUUAGCGAAUGAGAACCUGAAUUGUAAAAAAGAACUUAAAAAGAAAGAGAACCAAAUAUUAAAUCAAAAGAGAGAAUAUGAGAGCCAACUGGAGUUGAGACUUCAGCAGCUAAAAUCAACUUGCCAAAAAGAAUGGCUAAACCUAGAAGAAAAAUACAAUGUCCUUCAAAAAGAGAAAGAGACCGUCGUUGGUGAACAUCAUCAGUUGCAAGAAGAAAUUUGCAGGAGGGACAUGCAGAAUAAGAAUCUUCAGUCUGAGUUGAAUGAUGCCUUAGCCAGAUUGGCAGCUUUUGCCAAGUGCAUGUCUUCACUUCAAAAUGACAGGGACAGAGUCAUAGGUGAAAUGAAAAAUUGGGAAGUGCAGUUCAAAGAAGCUAUUGAAAAUAAACAGCGACAGAUAGAGGCCAGUAAUGUCACAAUAUCAUCCUUACAAGAAGAAAUCAAAGCAAAAAUGUCUCAAGUUCAAGAAUUAGAGCUCAAAAGUUCUGUGAUGGAAGGUCCAAAGCAUACAGUGCAAGACUCUGUAGACUCACAUCAUUCUAAUGAACUUUCUCGAAUAAAGGAAGAAAAUGUCACUCUGCAGAACAGACAACGUGAACUGGCAACUGCUUUGCAGUCAAAGGAAGAUUCUUUGCAGGCUCUGAUUAAAGAAAAACAGUCUCUUAACCAUUUCAUAAAAAAUAAUACUUUAGAAAAAGAGGUGGAAGCAUUGAAAGUUAAUUUGACAACAAAAGAACAAGAAAUACAACAGCUUCUGUUGGAAAAUAGUGAGAUCCAAGCUGAGUUGGAAAAACAGGUUGUCAUUGCUGGCCAAAUGAAGGCCAUGCUGAAUAAGAAAGAUACAGAAAUUUCUCUUCUAAUUUCUUCAAAGGACACAGAAAUUUCUGGAUACCUUGCUCAAAUACAGACUCAGCAUAGACAGCAAGUUUCAGAAUAUGAUCAGCAAAUAAAGACUGUACAGGUGGCCAAAGAGCAAUCUGAUGAAGCUUGUCAAAGGAUGAAGAAUGAGUUGAAAAAUCUUCAGACGAAAGCCGACAAAGCAGCUCAAGGCAGGGCCGAGAUUGCCAGUGAAAUUGAUGCCUUUAAAAGGGCAAUGGCAUCUCUUCAAAAUGACAGGGAUGCCUUGCUUUCUAAACACAAAAAGCUAGAGUGUGAGCACAAAGUUGCUUUAUGUGAGAAGGAGAGACUUGUAGUAGACAGUGCAAAUGAAAACAUGACCUUGAAACAAGAAUUAAGGAAGCUCCUAAAUCAGAUAGAUGAUCUUCAUUCUGAAAAUGCAAUGCUCACUGCACAACUUAUAAAGUAUAGGGAAGAUCUGAACCAAGUUUUAUCACUAAAAAAUAAUCAGUUGAAAGAAUUACUGACACAGAAACUGGAAAGCAUUAAGAGUCUUGAACAGGAAAAACUUGAACUUCAGAAAAAUAUGAAAGAAAUGCAGCUGACAGUGAAAGCACAGGAGGAGAAUUUAGAAUCUCUAAGACUGGAAAAUGCAAAGUUAUCAUCAAAAGCUUAUGACUUAGAGAUUCUGAUUACUUCUAUAAACAAAGAGAGGUUAACUUCUGAAUCUAAACAGAAAUUUCCAAAUCAGGAAGGCGACAGACUUGAUCAGAUAAAAGGACUUGCUGUCAGCAACCAGCUUGAAGAACAAAUUGAGAAACGAUUACAAGAAGUCCAGCAAAUGGUUGGCAAAAAUACAGAAGAUACAGAGCAGGAUACUAGGUUAUUGGAGUAUGAACCAAGUGAAUCCCCACAAAAGAAGAUGUUGGAAAUUCAGUUUCAGAAUAAAGAACUAAGAUCUCAAAUUGAAUCUUUUGGAAAAGCGAUGACAGCUCUGCAAGAUGAUCGGGAGAGAUUAAUUGAAGACUUCAAGGUACUUCAGAGCAAAUAUACGUCUGAACUCAGGUCUGAAAAAAGAAGAGCAGACAAGCUGGAAACCGAGCAAAGUCAGUUCAAAUCAAAUGUUCUCAGUGUGCUCAAAGAAAAUGCCCUUUUGAACCAGGCAUCACUGGAAACUAAAAGCAAGAUCACUCUUGACCAGCUUAUUGAUGAACUUGAAAAGCUGUGCAAGCUAUUAGAUACCCGAAACCUUGAAAUUAGCAGACUGUCAUCUGAGUGUGAGACUUAUGCUCAGCAGAUGGAUGCCUUUUCCAAGGCUAUGGCCAGUCUUCAAGAUGACAGAGACAGACUUCUGCGGGCGUUCUGCAAGCUGAGAGUAGUUCAUGAAGCUCAGCAGGGCACAAGUCCGAUUUCCAUACCCUCUGACUACAUGCAUGAGAUUAGUUCUCUUAAGCAUAAUUUGGAGACUCUUCAGAUGGAUAGGGACAGACUGGUUAAAGAAGGAACUAAUCUUGCAGCAGCUGAGAUAUCACAACUAAAAGCCAAAGUGAAUGACCUCGAAAGAGACUUGCACCAGACAAAAGCUUUCCAAGAAGAAGCUGAGAAAGAAAGAGCCUCAUUCCAGAAUGAACUAGUUGGAUUAAGAAUGAAAAAUAAUCUUCUGCUGGCAGAAUCUCAAGCACUUCAAAAUCAAUUCCAGGCAACUCUUGCAGAAAAAGAGCAACAGAUUGCAGAACUACAAAAAGUGCAUCACGAAGUAGUAUCUCAGGGAUUUAAAUCUGCUGGUAGCAAUUACCCAACCAAGGGAUUAGAAACUGUUGCUCUUGUUGGAAGCACAGACACCCCGAAUCAAGUGGACCGUCUGCUGGCUGAGAGGAGCCAGCUUCAGAAUGAACUGCAACGCUGCCUUCAGGAGAUGCACCAGAGAGAACUGCGCUUCCAGCAGAUAAAUUCUAAGGUAAUGCAGUCAGUAGAAGAAAAAGCGGUAUUAACUGCCCAGCUAAAAACAGUGUCCCAGACGUUGCGGGAUAAUCAACUCCGUUAUACUGAUCUGCAGAAUCGUUACUUGCAGCUUGAAAGAGAAUAUCAAGUGCAAGUUGCUUCCGUUCAAGUUUCAGCUCAGGGUGAACCUCAAGCAGAAGUUCCUCCAGGCGCUCCCCAAGAAAGAGCUGCAGUUAUUGUUGAAAUAGACAAUAUGGAACUCGAUGAACUCAGGAAAAGGCUCACAGCGAUGGAAGUGCAACAUGAUUCAGCUCAACAGACUGUUUCGCAACUAACAGAAACACUCUCAGAAGAGAGGAAUAGGCGGCAAGCUGCAGAAGAGGCCUUGGGGCUUUCUGAGGAACAAAUUAAAAGGCUUGAAUUGAGCACUUAUAGGUCAACGCCUAGGGAAUAUACCGUUCAGAUGGAGUCUGAUGAGGAAAGGGAGGCCUUGAUCAUCAACACGAGUGAACAUAUUAUAGUACGAAAGGCAAAAGGAGGAGCCCUUUCUUUCAAGAGAUGGAUUCGGGGGAGAAGUCUAUACUGCUCCAAGUUGUUGACCUCGAGGGCAAAAUCCCGCUAUCUCUUUCUCAGUUAUUUGGUGAUCCUACAUCUUCUCGUUUUCUUUUGCCUAACAGGCGUCUUAUAAAUGCACUGAACUUGCUGUGUGAAUUAUUUUCCUUCUAAAUAAUGGUGUGCCAAUUUGAGAUAAUGGACUUCUCACAAGCUGCUGUUACGCUAUGCACUGGACACAGUUGUACAUAUUUUCAGUAUAAUGUGUGGCUUUUUCAACUUCUUCCUUAACAAGAAGUUUUAAAUGUACAUCACAGUUGCUCCAAAGUUUCCUGAGUUGCUCUUUAACAAUGGGAUAUUAUAUUUGCUAAGAAAGAGAUAUUAUCUUAUCAAAACACACUACUAAGAAGCUGCUGCAAUUUGGAUGUUUAAUAUUCUUUAGGAAUAUAUAAUGAUUGAAUACUGUUGAAUGAGUUGUAAAUGAUAUCUUUUCUAUAUAAAUUUAUUUUAACAGAGUUGAACUAUAAAUUUGGGGGCGGUGAGGGGGGACAACUAUUCUCCGCUAUUGGGUUUCUUGGCUUCUUGAUUAUAACAAGAGGCAUACAGAGUGCAAUACAGGGCACAAGUGGGAAGCUGGAAUCAUUAGAGUUUCUCAACUUCAAAUAAAAUCAUAAGAACUGAAGAAAAAAUCCUCUUUCUUUUGUGUGAAAUAUUGUAUAUGUAUGUGAGGAGAACGACACAAAGUGACAGUGACUAAUUGUAAAAAUGUCCAAAAUAAUCAGAUAAGAUGGACAAGUUUCUUGCAGUUUUUGAAGGUGUCCAGGAUUUGCUUACUACAUUAUCAGUAUGGAAAUCUUAGCCAACCCAAUUUGUUGUAUAAUACCCCCCCCCAAAUCCACGUCUUUAAGCUCACUGUGUGAAAGAAAUCAAC